Molecule: messenger RNA, 2430 nt
Organism: Diatraea saccharalis (sugarcane borer)
Lineage: Eukaryota; Metazoa; Arthropoda; Insecta; Lepidoptera; Crambidae
Source: the annotation of a GenBank genome assembly
AGCAGAUGUUGAAGUCUUGCCGACAGCUAACGAUGACGGUGCGUACAGCGGGUGCGUUGGUCGGUCGGGCCUCCUGUUCUUGGAUGGACAGGUACGGGAGGCCGGCGUCACCACCGCCGCUGCGGCCCCCGCGGUCAGCCAGCAAAGAUAGAUCGGUGCGAAGGGUGGAUUUGUGCAUCGAGCCCGGCCAAUCCUUAGGAUUGAUGAUCAGGGGCGGCUUGGAAUAUAACCUCGGCAUCUACAUCACCGGUGUAGACAAGGAUUCAGUCGCGGACAGAGCCGGCCUUAUGGUAGGGGACCAGAUUCUAGAAGUAAACGGGCAAUCUUUUGUGGACGUGACGCACGACGAGGCGGUGGCGCAGCUCAAAUACCACAAGCGGAUGUCACUACUGGUGCGGGACGUGGGAAAAGUGCCACAUGCAUGCACAGCUUAUGGCGAACGCGAUGCAGCACCUAGAAUAAGUGGUUGGGGUAAAAAGAGAGGUGCAGCAGCAGUGGCUGUAGAGCAGAAGGCUCGGUCACUGUUGCCGCAGAGUGAUCUCCCUGCGAUGGCGUAUUACAUGGAGGAAUACGUGGCAAGGAGACUCACGCCCGAUGCCUUUCUCACGGUCCUUAGGGAUCUUUUAGAUACACCGCAAAAAUAUACACUUCUAACGGAAAUUCGAGAAUUCAUGCUGCCUGAAGACAGACCGAGGUUCGACGAGCUCGUAUACAGGAGAGGGGAGGAACCUUCGGACCACCACAUUAAGCGCGGUGGUGAACGGCACAUGCUGCCAUCUUCCACGAUGCAUGAGUUGCACGACCCGGAGUACGAGGAAGAAGGCAGACGGUCGCGUCGGCACUCAUCCCCUUGCAACUCGAGAGAGGGCAGCACCACCGCAUUACACACACAACACUACGACGACGCUGAGCUGGCACAUAAGUUAUCGCGGAGUUUCGAUAUGAAAGAAGAGGGUGGAGCGUUAUUAGAUGAAAGAGGAGGUAUAAGACGGCACCAGUCUAUGCAGCGGUUACAGCAUGGUGAUGGACAAAUUGAUGAAGGCCGAGCAGCACGUGUAGUUCCUGACCAUCAUGGCAACCUACACAUAACGGUGAAGAAGACUAAGCCUAUCCUUGGCAUAGCUAUUGAAGGUGGUGCUAAUACUAAGCAUCCGCUACCAAGGAUAAUAAAUAUUCAUGAACACGGUGCAGCGUAUGAAGCAGGAGGUUUGGAGGUUGGACAGUUGAUCCUAGCGGUGGACGGUCAUAGAGUCGAAGGCAUGCAACAUCAAGAUGUCGCAAGACUUAUUGCAGAGUCUUUCGCGCAGAGAGAAAAACCGGACAUCGAGUUUCUGGUAGUGGAAGCGAAAAAAUCGAACCUGGAACCAAAGCCAACGGCAUUAAUAUUUCUGGAGGCCUAACAUCUACUGUCCCUCCCCGCCAGCGACCCACCGGCCGCGCUGGGCAGCGCGAUGCCGGUGGUCGACCUCACCGCUCACACCACGGAAUAGCCAACUCCAACCUGCGCUGCCACAUGCUCUUCUAAAUGCGAUAUUAACAAAAUAGACCCGUACUUCCCCAUUCCCGAGGACUAAACGCUAAAAUCAUUUUUUUAUGGUUUCGUUAUAAAAUUUAAGAAAUGUCUAAAAAAUUUCACGAUACAAUUUCGAGUGUCACAUUUCAAAAUAUUUUUCGAAAUUUUAUUUAAAAAAUUAAUUCGUUAAACAAAAAAUAUGUUUUAUGAAACCCUAUAGAAUUUUAGUAGUUGAGAAAUCUGCUUUUAUUGCUACGUGACAUGUUACUUGAACUUACAUGCGAAAUUUUGCGAUAAAAUUUACACAAUAAAGUUACCUAACUAAAAACUUUUCGAGGUUGAUAAAUGUGACACAAACUGUCCCAAAAUAAUAAAAUCGUCCUUGAGAAUGGAUUGUUAGGGUCUGGCCUUAGACGAAGAGGUGUUUGCUGUACAGGGAAUUAAUCUAUUGGAUGAUUAUCAUCGAUGUACGAAUCUAACUAACAUGACGCUGCAACGGGCUGAAUUGAAAACAAAAUUUAUUAGCGACAUGACGCAGGUAACAGUAGGCUAUACAAAAUAUAUGAAUGGCACAGGGGAGGCAAUACUGUUUUUUACAUCACGACGAAUUGUCCAGAAUAUUGAAUAAAAGAUAAAUUAGUAACGAUGCACACUGCCCGAGUGGUUUUUUCACGUUUCUUAUUACAAAAUGACGUCCCAUAUUUCGAACGGGAUACUUCGGGUAGUUGAAACAAUAACUUUUGUAAGUUAUUUUCUAGGCGUAGUGAUAAACCAUUUUUAACAGUAGCCAGUGACUGAAUUUUAUAUGGAAAAAAUAAGAUCUCCUACUUUUAUCACUACGAUAAGUUCAUCUCGUCACACAUUUGAAAUUUAAAAGUAAAAAUUUUUCAGGUAGACUCAGUUGAUUUCGAUUCAGU